AUGCAGAUAUUCAUGAAAACCCUGACUUGCACGACCAUCACCCUGAGGAUGCACCUCAGUGACACCAUUGAGUAUGUAAAGGCAAAGAUCCCAGAGUUGAAAGACAGUAGCCUGCCAGAUUUCAACAUCCAGGGGUCUACCCUGCACUUGGUGCUGCAUCUCAGAGGUGGGAUGCUGAUCUUCAUGAAGAUCCUGACUGGCAUGAACUUUACCCUAGAGGUGGAGCCCAGUGAAACCAUUGAGAAUGUCAAGGUGGAGCCCAUUGACACCAUUGGGAAUGUCAAGCUAGAAGACUGGUUCACCUUGCCUGCCUACAACAUCCAGAAGGAGUCCACCCUGCACCUGGUGCUGAACCUCAGAGGUGCGAUGCAGAUCUCCAUGAAGACCCUGAUUGGAAUGACCAUAAUAUUGGAGGUGGACAACAAUGACAGCAGAGGUUGA
Messenger RNA from Sciurus carolinensis (gray squirrel), 441 nucleotides. Its product is annotated as polyubiquitin-B-like. The transcript has 4 exons. The record is from RefSeq and is a predicted model, not a curated record. Lineage: Eukaryota; Metazoa; Chordata; Mammalia; Rodentia; Sciuridae. The coding region runs from base 1 to 441 and encodes 146 amino acids. Gene Ontology annotation, molecular function: protein tag activity; ubiquitin protein ligase binding. Gene Ontology annotation, cellular component: cytoplasm; nucleus. Gene Ontology annotation, biological process: protein ubiquitination; modification-dependent protein catabolic process.